GAGACUAGUCACCAGGCACUCCAGAGCAUGCCCAGAGUUCUGCGGGAGGUGGAAGCCUUAAAGCAGGAGGCAACUUUCCUGAAGGAGCAAAUGGUCCUGGUCAGGGAAGAUAUUAAGAAGUUGGAGCAGGACACGGCUCAGUCGAUGCAGGUCUUGGUCCAGCUGGAUCAUGUGAAGUCCAGGAUGCAGCUGGCUGCUGACUCGCUCCAGGAGGCCGACAAAUGGAGCACUCUCAGCGCUGACAUUGAGGAGACCUUUAAAACCCAGGAUGUCUCUGUGAUCUCAGCCAAGCUGACAAGCAUGCAGACCAGCCUGGCUGUGCUGGUGGACACGCCAGACUACUCAGAAAAGUGUGUGCACUUGGAGGCCCUCAAGAACCGGCUGGAGGCCCUGGCCAGCCCGCAGAUUGUGUCUGCCUUCAGCACCCAGUCCCUUGAUCAGGCCCGAGUCUUUGUGAAAGUCUUCACAGAAAUUGACCGGAUGCCCCAGCUUCUGGCCUACUACUACAAAUGCCACAAGGUGCAGCUCAUGGCCACAUGGCAGGACCUGUGCCAGUCUGACUUGCCUCUGGAUCGGCAGCUGACGGAGCUCUAUGACGUGCUGCUGGAGACCUGGCACUCGCAGCUCCAGUGGGCCUCUCAGGUUUUCAAGAACCCCCACCAGGUGGUGGUCGUGCUGCUGAUCCAAGUGCUCGGUGCGCUGGUGCCCCCGAUCCCCGUCUGCCUCAGCACCGCCAUGGAGCAGGUCAGCCCCGAGGACAAGCUCAGCCAGCUGCUGGGGCUGUUCGACGCCACCGUCUUCUUUGCACGCGGCCUGGAAGUUGCGACACGGCCCGGCUUGCGGGAAUGCAGCACCGUGAAGGUGGCAGAGCUGGUGGAAGCGGUUUACGGCCCCUACAAGCCCUUCCAGCUGCAGUACGGAGCCCUGGAGGAAGAGAACCUGCUCAUUCAGAUGAGCGCCGUCCCUUUGGAGCACGGGGAGGUGAUUGACUGCGUCCAGGAGCUCAGCCACUCGGUGAACAAGCUCUUCGGCCUUGCCCUGGCGGCUGUGGACAACUGCCUGCGGCUGACUGACGGGCUGGGUGUAGGCGGACUCCUCAGGGCCUUGCGAGCCCUUUUCAGCAAGUACGCUGCUGACUUCAGCAGCGCCAUACAGGCCAUCAGGAAGAAGUGCAGGCUGGAUGACGUCACUUCCGAGGUGCUCUUCCAAGAGGACUGGACCGCAUUCCAGACUGCAGUCCGAAUCAUCGCCACCUGCGGGGAGCUCCUGCGCCAGUGUGGAGAUUUCGAGCAGCAGCUGGCAAACAGGAUCCUCUCGACCGCGGGAAGGCACCUGUCGGACUCGUACAGCCCCUGCAGCCUGAGCGGCCUCCAGGAGCCCAGCCUGGAGAAGCAGAGUCCUGCCAAGAACCCUUGGCAGGAGUACAACUACCUGCAGCGGGAGAGCCCCGCCGAGUACACCGCCCUGCUGGAGACGCUCUACAACCUCAAGGAGAAGGGGACCAGCCACAACCUGCUCUUGUCCUCUCGAUCAGCCCUGGUGCGCCUCAACCAGCUGGCCCAUGAGCUGGCCUUCGACUCCGUCUUCCUUCGCAUCAAGCAGCAGCUCUUGCUCGUGGCCAAGAUGGAGGGCUGGAGCACCAGCAGCAGCGGCGAGAUGCUCAUGGAAGACCUGCCCACCUUCAGCCUCACGCCCUUGGAGUACAUCAGCAACAUUGGCCAGUACAUCAUGUCUCUUCCCCUCCAUCUGGAACCCUUCGUGACCCAGGAGGACUCGGCGCUGGAGCUGGCGCUGCAUGCGGGGAAGCUCCCCUUUCCUCCGGAGCAAGGUGAGGAGCCCCCCGAACUGGACAACAUGGCGGACUACUGGCUGGGCUCCCUGGCCAGGGCCACCAUGCAGACGUACUGCGAGGCCAUCCUCCAGAUCCCGGAGCUCACCCCGCACUCCGCCAAGCAGCUGGCCACGGACAUCGAUUACCUGGUCAACGUCAUGGACGCGCUGGGCCUCCAGCCCUCCAAGGCCCUGCAGAGCACCGUCGCCCUGCUGAAGGCCACGCCCGAGGAGUUCAAGCAGGUGGCCAAGUCCUUUCCGCGGCGCUUGGCUAGCAGCAUCGCCGCCAUGAGGAGCCUGGAAUACUGAAUUCCGAACAAUCGUGCUGAAAAGUCGGUGGCCUCUUGCCGUGGUCUGACGGGAGUGGGCCCGCCCGGGGCAUCUGGCAAUCUCCUGCAGAACUGCCCUGCUCCUCCUGAGGGGGGAGGAGCGGCUCCCUGGAACACAGCAGAGAUGUGGAGGAGGGCUCCCCUGUAACGGGGAGAAAGCCGAGUGCGUGGUGCUCGUGGGCGGCCUUUAAGCAAAUCAAACGCAAUAGAAUAAAAUACACCAACUCAAA
Messenger RNA from Varanus komodoensis (Komodo dragon), 2389 nucleotides. It is a transcript of the gene COG7, whose product is annotated as component of oligomeric golgi complex 7. Gene Ontology annotation, biological process: intracellular protein transport; Golgi organization; retrograde vesicle-mediated transport, Golgi to endoplasmic reticulum. The transcript has 16 exons. NCBI's taxonomy places the organism in Eukaryota, Metazoa, Chordata, Lepidosauria, Squamata, Varanidae. Gene Ontology annotation, cellular component: COG complex. The record is from RefSeq and is a predicted model, not a curated record. Bases 28 to 2139 code for a protein of 703 amino acids.